Molecule: messenger RNA, 960 nt
Organism: Fusarium subglutinans
Lineage: Eukaryota; Fungi; Ascomycota; Sordariomycetes; Hypocreales; Nectriaceae
Exons: 4
Coding region: 1-960 (319 amino acids)
Source: RefSeq, a predicted model, not a curated record
AUGAAGGGGGGCGGGCUGCUUAUUCCACCAUGGUUCGAAUACCACGAGCCAAGUUGCUCUGACUGGGCCAUUGUCAGCAUCGCCUUUGGCAUGACUCUGUGUCUGGCAAUUUUUGGUCUCAUUCGCGUGGGCAUUCAAACUUAUCAUCAAUGGAAGCGCGCACAGAGAAUUACAACGUAUAUGGUCUUGAUAUGGCUUGAAUUGGUUUCCAGUGCUAUUAUUGGAGGUCUCGGCUGGGGUUAUGUUCGAGGGACUAUUCGCCCAGGCCAGACUUAUAUCGACAUCAACAACAUUUGGGACCGAAUCGAGAAAGGGAUUUUUGCGGUUAUUGACCUAGCUCUGAAUUUCUACUUUGUCUAUCUUGUCCGCUCGUCCCUCAUAUCGUACGGCCUAACCAAGUAUGUGGUGUUGUAUCGCUUCAACCUGGUGAUGGUCAUCGUCUCCAUCUCGAUGGACAUUCUGAUCAUUGGGUCAAUGUCACUACGGAAUACAUUUCUAUACGUCGAGUUUCACCCGCUUGCAUAUCUCGUCAAGCUUCAUAUCGAAUUGUCGAUGGCCGAGCUCAUUGCCAAGAUCGUCAAAGCCUCCGGGCCAAACCUCGCUCCUUGUCGCUGCACUUGCCAUGACAAUCCAAACCAUACAUUCCUCCAUCAACUACAAUCUCGGCAUAGUGCACCUGCAGUUCCCAGUGUGACUGCACCAACUACUGGAAGAUUCCGUCGCUCUUGGCCGAUGUCCAAAGCCACACGCAACAGGGAGAAGCGCCGCGGAGGAACCCGAUCACAAACUCCGUCUUUGACCAAGAACAUAGUUUCAAAGAAGCGGCAAAGUACCGAAGAAAAUCAGCCGAAACAGGAAGUCUGGAAAUCUGACACCAAUACCGGUACAGACUGCGCCUCGCACAACUUGCCGAGUUCUACAGGACAAUCGAACGAAAGUUCACACGAUCAUAAUGACUGA